UGGGGAGCCUUCAGGUGUCUUCAAUGCUGCGGGAAAACUGAAUGUUUUCAUAUGGUUCUGUAACGUCUGAGAGGAAGUCUGUAAAGUUUGUAGUGACAGAUCAUAUUUGAGUUGAUGGGGUAUCAGAGGAGCAUGUGGCGCAGUCUGGCCGGAGGAGGAGGAGGAGGAGGAGAUGUGGCUGUGGUGAGGUGUUCAUGUUCAGAGGAGGAGGUGAAGAUCUCCUUCAGGAGUGUUGGGGAGGAGCGGCGGCUCAGACCAGUGUUUGUCCGUCGCUGGUUCGGUGGACUGUCAGUGUCUCUGCUCUUCAGAUAUUUAGUGAAACCCUCCGAGGAGUGGUUAGCCGAGUCCCCCCGCCUGUCCACUGCCUCCAUCAGCAGCAAUGAGCGUGCUCCGUCAGCCACGCCCUCGGACUCCUCCGACCGCCGCCCGGUAAGCCUGAUCUCAACGCUAUCCUCGGGCUCCGGGUCCUCCAGAGACGACAACCUCGCCCCACCGCCGUCCACACAAACGUCUGACGUAGACUUGGACCUGAGCCCUGCGGGGGGCGCUGCAGAGGGCGAGGGGGGAUCGUUGCCAUGCUCAGACCCUGACAGGAAGGGGCGGAGCCCCGUCCUCACACACAACAACAACAACAACAAAGAGUCCACGCCGGGUCGAGCGUCCAGCCGCCGUCGCCAGGCGUCACCGUUCAUCAGCAGGAGCAUGGCGCCAAACCCUCAGCUGACCUACCUGGACCGCGUUGUCAUGGAGAUCAUUGAGACGGAGAGGAUGUACGUCAGAGACCUGCGCAUGAUCGUAGAGGACUACCUGGCCCACAUCAUCGAUCAGUGUGAUCUGUCGAUCCGUCCGGAGCAGGUCUGCGCUCUGUUUGGAAACAUCGAGGACAUCUACGAGUUCAACAGCGAGCUGCUUCAGGCUCUCGACCUCUGUGACAACGACCCCGUCGCCGUCGCCAGGUGCUUCGUCAUGAAGAGCGAGUACUUUGAGAUCUACACACAGUACUGCACCAACUACCCAAAUUCGGUUGCGGCGCUGACGGAGUGCAUGAGGAAUAAAUCUCUGGCCAAGUUUUUUCGAGACCGUCAGGCGUCGUUGAAGCGCUCGCUGCCUCUCGGCUCAUACCUCCUCAAACCUGUUCAGAGGAUCCUCAAAUAUCACCUGCUGCUCCAGGAGAUAGCAAAGCACUUUGACCCCGAGGAGGAGGGAUACGAGGUGGUGGAGGAGGCGAUCUACACCAUGACCGGCGUGGCGUGGUACAUCAACGACAUGAAGAGGAAACAUGAGCAUGCCGUCAGACUGCAGGAGGUCCAGUCCCUGCUGCUGAACUGGAAAGGUCCAGACCUGACCACGUACGGAGAACUGGUUCUGGAGGGAACCUUCAAAGUUCAUCGAGCCAAAAACGAGAGAACGCUCUUCCUGUUCGACCGCAUGCUGCUCAUCACCAAACGCCGCGGAGAGCACUACGUCUACAAGACGCACAUCUCUUGUUCCACCCUGAUGCUGAUUGAAAGCUCCAAAGACUCUCUGAGCUUCAGUGUGACUCACUACAAACAUCCCAAACAGCCUCACACCGUCCAGGCGAAGACGGUGGAGGAGAAGAAGCUCUGGGCUCAUCACAUCAAGCGCAUCAUUCUGGAAAACCAUCACGCCAUCAUCCCUCAGAAGGCUAAAGAGGCCAUCUUGGAAAUGGACUCCAUCUACUCUCCCAGGUAUCGUUACAGUCCUGAGCGGCUGAAGAAAGCUUUUUCCUGUCAGUCCGACGAGUUGCCACGAGACGGUCGUCAAGGACGACGACAGUCCGAGCCAACCAAACAGAUCCUGAAGAGCAGCAAAGUCAUCUUAAAGCACUCAGACAGUGACGGCUUGUUACCGAGGGAGAGGCGCUCUCUGCAGCCCGCCACCAGCAGCAGCACGCCGGGCUCCGGCCUUGGAGAGUCUGAGGCUGACCACGCUGCUGACGAUGAGGAGGAGGAGGAGGAGGAGGAGGAGCUCAGCAGCAGGAAGGACUCACUGGAGCGACUGAUCUGCAGUGAAGAAGAGGAGGAGGAGGAAGAGGAGGGGACGUUGAGUCCUCAGCAGUCUCAUCAGACGCCGGCGGACGACAGUGAGCCAGACGACAUUCUGCUGGAGGACGAUCAGGUAGACGACUUCGCCAGCUCGGUGCUGGCUGCCAUCUCCUGCUGGCACUACAGGGCGCAGGCUCUGCUCUCCGCAGGGGUUACCAUGGUGACGGAGGCGGACGGAGGCAGCGUCUCUAACGGCUGCAACAAAGAAAACGGUCGACUUCCUGAAGAAGACGAAUCAGGUGGAACUGAACCAGCGACUGAGGAGCUCUGCAAAGAAAAGCAGCAGCAGGAGAAGACAGAAACUGGACCGACGGAAGACCCUGAACCUGAACCCUCCUCUGAUUUGGACAGUUUGUCUGCUACACCUCCCAGGAUCUCAGCAUCUCCUCAGAGUUCAGAAGAACUGAAACCUGAAAGAGAUCCAGAGCCCACAGAGCCACCGUCCUCCGCCACACCUGAUUCAGAUUCAAAAACCUUGAGUAGCGGGGAAUCCUCGGAUGAUGAGGAGGAUGUGAAAGAGGCAAGAGAGAAAGAAGGUGAAGCCACCAGCAUCCUUCCCUCCUCUGUCCUGGACAAAGCCAGCGCCAUCGCUCAGCACUUCACCAACAGCGUCAAACGAGGCAGCCUGGCCCAGGACGACGCCCGCUCCCUCGGCUGUGCUUCACCACGGCUCCCCAGCAGGACAGGCAGCAGCCUCAGCCUCAACUCCGAACACCCCGACCGAACACAGCGGCUCAACAGCAUCUGCUCUGAUCCUGCAGAGACCUUCGGCAUGACGGAUUUGACCCUGCUGUCUCCUCGGGACGACAGCCUCUUUGAUGGCGAGCGAGGCAUUCGGAGGAGGAGAGACUCCACCCUGUCAAAGCAGGACCAGCUCCUCAUUGGCAAAAUCAAGAGUUACUACGAGAACGCCGAAAACCAGGACGCCACCUUCUGCCUCCAGCGCAGAGAGAGCCUGACGUACAUCCCGACCGGGCUGGUCAGGAGCUCUGUCAGCCGGCUCAACAACAUCCCGAAUACAAAUCCCUCCACCUCGACCACGUCCUCCAGUCUGGAGUCAAACUCAGCUUUACCUGCAGAUACCCGGCGUCACAUCGUCUCCAGUGACUCUUUGGACUCUUUCAAGUCCGAUCAGAGAAGCACAGAUCCAGAGGAUUCAGAAGAAAGCCCCUGGUCCAGAUCUCAAAGCUUGCAGGACAAUCCAUCUGAGGAUGAGGAGUUCAGACCUUCAUCUGAAAUGAUCAAAAUCUGGCAGACGAUGGAGAGACAGAUCACCAGGUCCCAAAGCGAAGAUAGAGGGCGUGAACGAGCUCGAGAAUCUCCAAGAAUCUCCAGAGCGACCAGCGUCAGCACGACAAAGACCCCAAACAAGAGCUGUGACAGAGAGAGUGGAGCGUCUGACCUCAGCAUCAUCACUGAGGAAUCCAGAAGUCCUUCACCUCUCAAGCUCAGAGCUGCCACUGUCAAUCGGACAGGAAGUCUGAAGGACACGCUGAAGCUGUUCGCGGAAGAAGCUGUCGGCCUCAGGGCUCUGGUUCCCCGGGUCGCCCAGCUGAAGGCGGAGGCAGAGGGAGAAAAACCCAGCGAGGAUUCAAACCAGCCGGGCGACGAAGACAAGACGAAGAGCAAAGUCCUCCAUCUGGCCCGUCAGUACAGCCAGCGAAUCAAAACCACCAAACCAGUGGUCCGACAGAGAAGUCAGGGCCUCCUGAUCGGCAAGAAGACCUUACCCUGUGUGGUGGAGGAGAAGGAGGGUGCAGGUAAACCCAACCUGACUCUGCCGCUAGUCUCUCACAACCAGGCUACGUCUCAGCCACUGAGUCCUGUGGACCAGAUCCAGACUGCGACCUCUGACCUCACCUGCAGCUCGAUGGCCGGUUCCUUGAGCCGGGCUCGCUCUCGCAGCCCCCUCAGCCCCCUCAGUCCUCCGCCCCCCAUUGAGGGCUUCAACUGGCCCGACGUCCGAGUACUCCGCUCCAAAUACUCCGACCACGGUCUGAGGAGGCACUCCAGCUGCUCCUCCAGCCUGCUCCUCGCUGACGGAGCUUCUGGCGAGGCUCCUUCACACAAGCCUCGCGGCAGCCGGGAUGCCAGCAGAGAGGAACGCAGGAAGCGGAUUCAUAGAGCAAAUUCUCUGGACCCUCGGCUGAGUGGAGCACAAAUGACUGAGCUGCAGAAGCUCCAGGAUCAGGUCGCCAACGGCGACUACGACGGUUACUACGUUGCAGCUGAGGCGCCGCUCCCAGACAACCCCGAACACAAGAUCAUCGUCAUGGAGAAGCUUCCAGAGCCUGAGACAGAGCCGGCUCAAACAGCCAAAGAAGAAGAAGAAGGGGACGACAGCUACAUUCAGAUCCGUUCCCCGACCAGCAGGGAGAAGAUCUCCAUCAUGGCCGUCAUCGACCGCUGCCGCGUCUAUCAGGAGUCUGACGAAUAUAAACAGAGGGAGGACGUGAAGGCCAAGACGGAGGUGGGGAGGGCUCAAGAGCUUGACGCAAAAGAUCCGGACGACGAGUCCCAGAAAACAAGCUCAAACUGUGGGCCAAAGACGGAAGGCGGUCAGCAGAGCAUCGUAAAAAACCUGAGAGAAAAGUUUCAGAGCCUGAGCUGAAUGAACGGCGCCGCAAAACUGUCAGAGCGUCACAUUUUAUGUCUUUAAGUAAAGAACAGAGAACUGAUCGUGCAGCAGACGACUGUUAAACAGCUUCAGAGGACGAGAUCUGCUCAUUCUGUCAUCAUCAAAGAAUCAUCUGUAAAAUAUUUUGAUUCGGUGUGAAAAACAUUUUAAGAUCAGGACAUAAAAUGAUUAAAUGUGGAGAUGAAGAAAUAAAACAUCUGAAAUUCUCACGGUUACAUAAUUAUAUCUUUAUAAUAAUUAUUGUGAUUUUAAGAAAACAAAUGUUCAAAAGACAAAAAUAUCACUCAUGAUUUCAGCGGCUUUUUUUAUAAAGAUCUUUUCCCAGCGUCCUCUCUGGCAUCUCAUCGAGAAAUGUCUUGAAUUCUGUAAAUAUCUUUCUACAGUUGUCAAGUACAAACCACCUCCAGUCAGAAUAUUUGUUCAAAGCACCUUUUUGUACAGGAUGUAAUUUUGUGCAUUUUCCUCUUCAGUCGUUCUGACUGAUAAUAGAUUUUAGGGGGUUGUGUGGACGCUCAAGGAUCAGUCUCACAGUUAGGGUUAGUUAAGUCGUCAUCUUCUCUAAAAGCUUCAUGUGUUCCAGUUACAGCAGAGAUUGUUCUCACUAAAGCUCGUCUGUGUGGAGUCCUAACCGCCAAACUUUACCUCUGCACGUCUCUUCAGUCACAUUUCUUAAAAGAACUCACAGAUUUUGCAGCUGCAAAACUUCUGGUGUUUUUUUUAUGAAAGGAAACGAGACUGAUGGAAAAGUCAGAGGAGAGAAUAUUCUUUGAUUGAGAAGCAUGGUGGUUUUAGCAGUUAGCAUUGGAGCUAUCUGUCGACCACUGACUGCUGGACGCAGCGACUAAGCUCCGAGCUGGACUCCGCCCACAGCAGCAGAUCAGUAGGUAGUUCAGGGUGUGUGUCAGACUCCAGUCUGCUUCUCCAAACUGGGUGCAUGUUGACAGAUGUGUCCUGCAGGUAAAACUAACUUUGGUUAAGGCCCUCAUGUAACCCCACUUCUAAAACAUCUGCGCUGUCCCUUUAAGAGAAACUGUGUAAGUGUUGCCUGAUCUUCUGGUUUCAUAAAACAAAUCUCUGAUAAUUUGAUAUUUAACAGUGAAGAUUUAAAGUGCAGCCUGUCAGAUAAACGUAUGGAGGACCAAACCUGUUUCACCAGGAGUCAGAUAAAUCAGUGGAUGAUGUAAAAAUACGAUCACACAAACACUGAGACCGAUCAGUUAUUUUUAAUGAGUAAACGUAUGAUUAUGAAUUUAUUUCCCUCAGCAGAGUUUAUUUUUCCACCAGUACAAAUAAAUUCCUUCAAUAUGCAAAUAAGUCAAUCACCUAAUUAAUUUUACCCUCAGUGUUUGAACGAUUUGUUUUCCUACAUGUUUGUGCCUUUAUUUAAUCUGUGCGUUUAACGUUGUCCAUCAACGUAUUUCCUGGUGACUCAGGUUCUGUUCUCCGAACACUCGAGUCAUUUUAACUAACAGGUUCUUUUUUUUGGCUCAGUGGCACGUCGACGGAUACGGGACUUGAACCUGUGACUUGAAGCACUGGUCCACCCUGCACAUGAUGUUCCUCCCUCAGUGCACCACUGUUAACCCUUCCUGUUCCUCCUAUUUAUUUCCUCCUGUGUAAAUAGAGACAGAUGUGUAUUUCUAUAAGUCGUGUGUACAAACAUGUUUAUGUGUCAUCAGGUCUGUUGUGUUCCUCAUUAAAACCACACAUACAGGAUCAGCA
Molecule: messenger RNA, 6426 nt
Organism: Epinephelus fuscoguttatus (brown-marbled grouper)
Lineage: Eukaryota; Metazoa; Chordata; Actinopteri; Perciformes; Serranidae
Gene: plekhg3
Product: pleckstrin homology domain-containing family G member 3
Exons: 19
Coding region: 115-4677 (1520 amino acids)
Molecular function (GO): guanyl-nucleotide exchange factor activity
Source: RefSeq, a predicted model, not a curated record